Molecule: messenger RNA, 1382 nt
Organism: Symbiodinium sp. CCMP2456
Lineage: Eukaryota; Dinophyceae; Suessiales; Symbiodiniaceae
Source: the annotation of a GenBank genome assembly
GAGAUAUGGAGCGGGGGAACUACGAGAGCUGCAGAGUAGAGCCUUGGGGAGAUUCGCGCAAGUUCCCGCUGGCAGUCUGGCCGCCGUACCGAUCCUGCCUGGGCAUGGAGGGUUUGCCCAAGAAAACCGAUAGCAAAUCGGCUCCGAUCGUGGUUCGGUGCCGGUUUCACGACGAGGCUGUGAGCAGUUCCAGCCCUGCCCCGAGCCCGGCCCGUGGCCCUCGACCUUCUGCAGCCUCCUCGAUCCGACCCUCCAGCAAGGAGGUCUCGGAACGCCGGAAGUCCUCUGGCGUGCUCCUGAAGCGGGAUGUUGGUAUGCACCGGGAGCAGCAAGUAGGCCAGACACUGCGACUGCUGGAGACUUUGAUUUGGGAGGAUCCAGAGCUCCAUGUUUUGCUCCGAAAGAGCGGCCUUGUCUUCGAAGACGUGCGGGCCACCUACACCAUCGUCAUGACAGGGCAUGGCACUGCUAUGCUUGAGUACAUCGACGGAGCAAGAACACUUCGAGAAGUGCGCUCUGGCGGGGACUCCUCCGCCUCUGCCCUAGGUACGAGGCUUCUCUUUUCACCUGGCGAACGAGGCACUCUCCUCACAUUCCUGCGGCAGCACAACAACAAGCAGGACCUCCCACGGGCUUUGGCCCGACUGGCCUUUACUGCCGCAGUGUCUGCAGUGCUGAGCUUCGUGGCAGGACUGGGAGAUCGGCACCACGAGAACUUCAUGGUGACGGUGGAUGGCCGCCUGGUGCAUGUGGAUUUUGGCUACGCGCUUGGGCGGGAGCCACUGGAUUCAGUGCUGAUCCACAUCGCUGUCCAGGGAGGGCGUCCUGCCACCACCAUCCAAUACGAUGAGCUCUAUGAGGCGUUGGGCACCGAUCUGCUCAGCUGCAUAUUUUGGCCCGUCGUGCGGAAGGCCUUCCUGCGCGUGAGACGCUAUCCCGGGCUGGUCGCGGAGAUGUUUUACACAGCUUUGAUCCGCGAGCGGCGUGAUGUGCGGGGCCCGGCCAGCAGAGCGUGGAAGGAUUCGCAGGCCUUCGUGUCACGGAACUGCGUUACAGCGAUGGACACCCUGAGCGCCGAGAGAUUUAUCCACUCCCUCCUGCUGCACUGCACCCGCAACGAGCGCGGGACCCACCUGCGCGACGAGCUCAAAGGGCUUCGGCUUGGAGAGAAGACGUCGGAGGCGGUCUCGAGGGCCUGGCAAGCUGCGAUGGUCACCGGGCGCACCGCGACCAGUGGCGCCCGUGCUGCUGCGGGCACGGCGGCGGAUGUUGUCAGUGCCGGACCGUCCCUGCGACAGAUGCAGUCUGCGGCAAAGGACACGGCGACAGAUCUCAUGAAGGGCAUCCGUGGGCUUCUCUUCGAUGCUCCGAUGCUGCCGUAA